Molecule: messenger RNA, 902 nt
Organism: Cygnus atratus (black swan)
Lineage: Eukaryota; Metazoa; Chordata; Aves; Anseriformes; Anatidae
Gene: TMCO1
Product: transmembrane and coiled-coil domains 1
Exons: 7
Coding region: 81-647 (188 amino acids)
Biological process (GO): endoplasmic reticulum calcium ion homeostasis
Cellular component (GO): cytoplasm; endoplasmic reticulum; endoplasmic reticulum membrane
Molecular function (GO): calcium channel activity
Source: RefSeq, a predicted model, not a curated record
GCCUCGCUUCCGGCCGUUGCUAGGCAACGCGCUGCCCGCUGCACUUCCGGGUUGCGAGGCGGCCCGCUUCCGGCGGCGCCAUGAGCACCAUGUUCGCCGACACCCUCCUCAUCGUCUUCAUCUCCGUCUGCACCGCGCUGCUGGCCGAGGGCAUAACUUGGGUGCUGGUGUACCGAACAGACAAAUACAAGAGAUUAAAGGCUGAAGUGGAAAAGCAGAGCAAAAAAUUGGAAAAGAAGAAGGAAACGAUAACUGAAUCAGCAGGCCGACAGCAGAAAAAGAAAAUAGAGAGACAAGAGGAGAAGCUGAAGAAUAACAACAGGGACUUGUCAAUGGUUCGGAUGAAAUCCAUGUUUGCCAUUGGCUUCUGCUUCACUGCCUUGAUGGGAAUGUUUAACUCCAUAUUUGAUGGCCGAGUGGUGGCAAAGCUUCCCUUUAUCCCCCUGUCAUACAUCCAGGGUUUGUCCCACCGCAACCUUCUGGGUGAGGAUUACACUGACUGCUCCUUCAUCUUCCUCUACAUUCUCUGCACAAUGUCCAUCAGACAGAACAUUCAGAAGAUGCUCGGCCUUGCUCCGUCCCGGGCUGCCACCAAGCAAGCAGGGGGCUUCCUUGGCCCACCGCCUCAGGCAGGGAAGUUUUCCUAAAGCACAGUUAGAGCCUUCACUGCAGGUCUGACAGCCGCACAAGUCUGCCCUGGGGAGGUAGAAGGAUGGGAUUCUGCACCAGGCUUCAUGUGUCGAAAACCAGCCUAUGCAGUAUCUGCCACAGCCUUGGAAACAUCUCGCGUUUGGAGUAUUCUACCAGCAGCUGUUUGCUCAUCAAACCAAGAAAGUUCUCAGAAGAUAACUUGACCUUUUGUUUCUGGUGUUUCUGAGAAAUAAACGGCAUGGGCAUGUUGA